AUGGCCGUGAGUGGGCGCUGGUUGGUGAUGGCGAGCGUCUGUUUCUUCAGUCAAUUAAGUGUUGUUUCAAUUUUUCUGGAGCCAUUGCUGCAUUUGCAAGUUGUUUGCCACAGGUCUGGAGCCUCUGGAGGGACACCUGUGAAAAGAGUGUGCCAUGAUCCCACACUCUGGAGGCAGCAGCUAGUGGCCCCUGCAGGAUGUCUGGAUAUGCAGUGUGUUGCAGUGGUGAAGGUUACUGACAAUCAGGAGGAACUGUCUCCACCUUCUUCUUGCAUUGCAGGUGAAAUGUCAGUAAUCAUUGCCAUUUUGACACGUGCUGUACCCAGAUUCAGGACACUCUUCCCCGCCGAACAGCAUCCGCCUACAGCCCCUGCUACUGCACAGGAACCACAAGCAGUCUGUGCACUAGAGGCAGUCCUGGAGGAAAGCUAUUCCCAGUGACAUUGGAUUUUCUGCAUGAUCAAGG
This is a messenger RNA of Cryptotermes secundus, 466 nucleotides long. RefSeq lists its product as uncharacterized. The transcript is spliced from 4 exons. The record is from RefSeq and is a predicted model, not a curated record. Bases 1 to 441 code for a protein of 146 amino acids. Lineage: Eukaryota; Metazoa; Arthropoda; Insecta; Blattodea; Kalotermitidae.